Messenger RNA from Striga asiatica, 1706 nucleotides. The record is from the annotation of a GenBank genome assembly. NCBI's taxonomy places the organism in Eukaryota, Viridiplantae, Streptophyta, Magnoliopsida, Lamiales, Orobanchaceae.
CCGUUUUAGGACAUGAAUAGUAUAAAGAUAUGAUAGUGUGAAUUAUAUAAAUUUGCAUGCUCUUACUUGUAAUUAUUGACUUACAUAGUUGCAAGUUUAAGCAAAGUGGUGGCAGUUUUAAUUAAGUAGUGAGAUUUGCAACUUAGGUUGCAAGUGAAAAAUGUAUGAUCCAAUAAUGGCGAAAAGCUUCAGUAGUUAUGAACGCAAGAGAUUGGGAUGCUCCGCACUCGUCGUGUGCUUCAUCAUUGCAUUUAGUAUCUGCUCAUCGUUCGAUCCUCAUCUCUAUGCUUCAUCACUCAUUGGUGAGGCUGUGAAUAUAAAGUUGCCCAUCCACAUGUUGAUAGCCGGUGACAAUAACUCCAACCCAACAGUGGGUAGUGCUCCAAAUAGAUUUGUGCAUGCAAAUGCAAUGGUGAGGUCUCCUCAAGUUGAGUGCAGGUCGGAUUAUUAUUGUGAGAUGGAAGGGGACGUACGUGUGAACGCCAACUCAUCCACCGUGUUCGUGGUGGGCCCCACAAACAUGAACAAUUCAAGUUCGUUGAUAAUCAAGCCUUACCCAAGGAAACAUAUCUCCGACGUCAAGAAUUGGAAGGUAUUAAUGUCAACGUCGGAUCUCGCUCCACGGUGCACGCAGACCCACACUCUCCCGGCCCUCCUUUUCUCGACGGGAGGAUACACUGGCAACCACUUCCACGAUUUCGCCGACCUCAUACUCCCCUUAUUCUCCACCACCUUCUCUUUCAAAACACAAAUCCAUUUUCUCGCCACUGAUUACAAGCCUUGGUGGGUCUCUAAAUUCCGUGCCCUCCUCAGCCGCCUCACUGCACAUCAGAUCGUCGACAUCGAAACACAAAAAAUGCACGUGCACUGUUACGGCAAAAUGAUCGUGGGCCUCCAGUUUUACAGGGAGCUCGUUUUCGCUCCGUCUGGCGGGGCCCACCGCAUGCGCAACUUCCGGCAAUUUCUCCGAGAAACCUACUCGUUGAGAAAGACGAGAGUAGGCAAGAAGAAGAAGAAGAAGUCAAAGCCACGUCUGAUGAUCAUCUCAAGGAAGAGGACACGAGUUCUGACAAACGAGGCCGAGGUGUCUCGACUGGCUGUAGAAUUGGGUUACGAGGUCAUCUCGGCCGAGGCUCGACUGUCGACCAAUUUGACAAAGUUUGCGCAAUUAGUGAACUCGUGCGACAUGCUUGUGGGGGUCCAUGGGGCUGGCCUCACAAACAUGCUUUUCUUGCCCGAUCGUGCGCUUCUCGUACAGAUAGUCCCGUUUGGAGGCGUCGACGUUUAUGCCAGGCUCGAUUUUGGAAACCCUGCGCCUGCUAUGAACGUUAAGUACUUGGAGUACAAGAUAGAGGUUAACGAGAGCUCGUUGAGCCGCCAGUAUCCUUCUAAUCAUUCGGUUCUACGAGAUCCCGUGUCUUUCCAAAAGAAGGGGUGGGAUGAGUUUAAGGCUGUCUACUUGGAAAAUCAGAAUGUCACUAUUGACAUUCACAGGUUUAAGGGCACCCUGGCUAAAGCUCUCAACCUUUUGCAUAACUAAUUAGUGUAUACAACAAGUUGUAUGCAUGUGCUGUGCCUUGUGUUUUUGGUGGGGAAUGUUGUGUAUUUAAGAAUAGAACACCACAGUUGUUGAGUUACAACUCAGGAAGGAGGAGCUGUUGGCCAAACAAGUUUAAGUGCUCUUGUAUUUCAGCUUAAUUAAAAAU